Paramuricea clavata is the source of this 1828-nucleotide messenger RNA. Lineage: Eukaryota; Metazoa; Cnidaria; Anthozoa; Malacalcyonacea; Plexauridae. The record is from the annotation of a GenBank genome assembly.
AUGUUUGGACAUCUUUCGAUCGGCGAGCUCAAUGUAGCGCAUGAUUUCUUGGUAAAGAAAGCGCAGUCGGAAUCGUUUGAAGAAGAGUUGAAAGUAUUACUCAACUGCCUUACUCAACUCGACCAAAAGAAAAUACAUAAUUUGCUGACACCACAGGGUAUAGAAUGGCAUUUUCAACCACAUUUGUCUCCUCAUUUUGGUGGUGCGUGGGAAAGAUUGGUCCAAUCUACAAAGAGAACCUUGAAAGCUAUCCUGAACGAUAGGGUUGUUGUAAAGGAGGCGCUCAGAACGGCGUUGGUAGAAGUUGAAGGAAUUUUAAAUAGUAGGCCUAUCACCCAAGUGUCCAGUGAUGCAAAUGACUGGGAGGCACUUACCCCAAACCAUUUGAUCCUCUUGCGUGCUAAUCCAGCUGUUGCUGAUGUUCAUGUUGAAGAUAAGGAGAUAAACUCUAGGAAAGUGUGGAGACAGUCGCAAGCUUUAGCAAAUUUCUUCUGGAAAAGAUUCAUUAUUGAAUACAUUCCAAGUCAAACGAGGAGGAAAAAGUGGACGGAGAAAGCUCGUAGUUCUUAUUGCAGAAUCAAAUCAAUCUCGUGGGAUGCGGCCAAUGGGACGAAUAACGGUAGUCUAUCCCGGAGCUGAUAAAGUGGUUAGAGUCGUGAUGGUUAAGAUGCCACAGGGAGAAUACAAAAGAUCAGUCACCAGACUAUGUCUUUUGGAAGAGGUGAACAGCGAUGAUGGUUGUCUCGGGGGUUCCUCGACUGGGGGUGGGGAUGUUCCCGCUUCUGGGAACAAACAACUACAUCGAUGUUUGUUGUGCAAUGCCACAGUUAUAGCAAGUGAGGCAUUUAAAUAAUUCUAUUUAAAAAACUCAUUAAUAAUUCAUGACGAAAACACAAAGAAAAAUCAUAAGCAUGUUGUAUCUGUAUAUGUGAUACAGAUUCAUGUUGAUUUACAUAAACUCUAACUUUGAUUUUCUUGGCUUACACAACGUUUAUUUUUAAAAUUACUUCACCAAUGAACUAAUAAGAUGAGUCAUUUUUUAAGCCUUUUACAACAUUCGCGUCCGUGUUGUAUCGGAUAUACAAACUCUCGCCUUCGGCUCGAGUUUGUAUAUCCGAUUCAGCACAGCCGCUCAUGUUGUAAAUAGUACAUGUUGCACUGAUGGGUUGACUUGCUCUGUCAAAAUCUCCGAGGUCUACAGUAGCUAGUGUUUAUUAAUGCACAUGGUAUAUUGCUACAAAAUGUUUAAUCCUUUCAAGUGACAAUGCGCCCAGAUGCGUCCUACUUUGUUAGUAGGGAGCUUAAGAUACACCAAAUCUGCGACACGGACGCGACUAAAAAACUGUUGCUUAAAAUUGGAGACAAGUUUUACUUUGUUUUUCUCAUGCCCCUGUUUUUGUUUACCAACAACAAUCCAUAUAGUUUUUUAUCUGUGAAGUAAAACUGACAAUAGCGGCAGUUUUUGUUCACGUCCGUGUCGUAGAUUUGGUUUAUCUUAAGCUCCCUAUUUUACGCUGUCUAAUGCCAGACGAUUUUACUUGUCAGGGGAAGAGUGUUGCCACUCAAUGGGUUAACAUAGCUUUAUCAGGACUGAUGUUUUGCUGAUAAGUUAUAUUGUGCAGGUGUGGGAAAACCUGUGAAUUUACGAAGUAACAACAAGAGAGCAUCACAGGUUCGAUUUCUUGUAUUUGGUACUGAUCUGUUGUCAACAAACUUACAGCUACAACAUGACAGAGAGCAACAUUUUAUUUCUGUAAACUGGGAGCAAAUUUAUGGGAAGCUUGUGAAUAAUGAUGAUGCUCAUUUCUGUGCUGCCAUCACAACAUUU